AUGGCAUACGUUUCUGGUCCUGUUUUAAAACACGCAGCUACCCUUGGUGGUUUCCACAUUAAGAACAUCGUCUCUUACAUUCCUGUCCUUGCAUUCUGGGGCGUAGCAGCAGGUGCUGGUGUUGCUACCUUUACUGAAAACUGGCCUUUAUUCCAAAAGACUUUCUACACCAAGAUUCCAGUUAUCGGUAACCACUGGAUCCACGAAGUCGACCCAGAGGAUCAACCAUAA
This is a messenger RNA of Pichia kudriavzevii, 231 nucleotides long. RefSeq lists its product as uncharacterized. The record is from RefSeq and is a predicted model, not a curated record. The transcript is spliced from 2 exons. The coding region runs from base 1 to 231 and encodes 76 amino acids. Gene Ontology annotation, biological process: mitochondrial electron transport, ubiquinol to cytochrome c. Lineage: Eukaryota; Fungi; Ascomycota; Pichiomycetes; Pichiales; Pichiaceae.